AUGGCUACUUCUUUAGCGACUCAAACUGUACAACUCUGUCACUACCACUCAAAACAAUUUUCUUUCAAAUCACAGUCACCUGUCAAUAGGAAGAUCCAUACAAGAACAUCAAUUGGUGUUUUCAAUGGCUUCCAAAAUGUAUAUACCCAACCUUAUUUGCAUAAGCCUUCGGUUCUCGAGCCUAAUUCAAGGUUCUUGCAAAUGGAUCCUCAAGAAGCCUGCUCUAGUCGAGGGGUUUCGGUGCAAUCUAUGAGCUCAGAAGGGAGUACUAGUUCUCCAACUAUUUCUCAAAAGGUGAUUGGGAUUUUGCAUUUGCUUCUUUCACUUGGGAUUAUUCUUGCAAUGGAUAAGUUGUUGAAAAAGGCAUUUGUGGCUGCUGCUAUUAAGUUCCCAAGUGCACUAUUUGGCAUGUUUUGCAUAUUCUCAGUUUUAGUCAUUCUUGAUAUUACCAUUCCGGCUGCUGCUACAAGCUUGAUGAACUUCUUCGAGCCAGCACUAUUGUUCAUUCAGAGAUGGCUUCCAUUGUUCUACGUUCCAUCAUUGGUUAUUUUGCCUCUUUCUGUUAAAGACAUCCCUGCUGCAUCAGGCGUCAAGAUUUGCUUCAUCACAGCUGGAGGUUGGCUGGCUUCACUUUGUGUGGCGGGUUUUACAGCUAUUGCUGUGAGAAAAAUGGUGAAGACAGAAAUGACUGAUGCUGAGCCUAUGGCAAAACCGUCUCCUUUUUCUCCAGUAGAAGUUUGGGCUUGGAGUGGGGUCUUCCUUGUAUCAUUUGUUGCUGCAUUAUUCUAUAGAACGGCAUUGGGGACUGCUGCCAGAACAUGCCUUCCUUUCCUACUAGCAUCCACCGUGCUAGGCUAUAUGGUUGGUUCUGGGCUACCAUCUGGUGUGAAGAAGGUUUUCCAUCCCAUUAUUUGUUGUGCACUAUCUGCAGAUUUGGCAGCGCUGGCCUUUGGGUACCUUUCCCAAUCUGGACUUGAUCCCGUUCUAGGAUAUUACCUUACAAAAAUUUCAUCUAAUCCUGGAGCUGGCGAUGUGUUAAUGGGAUUCUUGGGAUCUGUCAUUCUUUCCUUUGCCUUCUCAAUGUUCAAGCAGAGAAAGCUUGUUAAGAGACAUGCGGCUGAGAUUUUCACGUCUGUCAUCGUUGCAACAUUAUUUUCGUUGUAUUCAACUGCUCUUGCAGGGCGUCUUCUUGAGUUAGAACCAACAUUGACUGUAUCUAUUCUUCCCAGAUGCAUAACUGUGGCAUUAGCUCUCAGCAUUGUGUCAUUCUUUGAAGGUGCCAAUUCAUCUGUCACAGCCGCUGUAGUUGUUGUAACUGGUCUCAUUGGAGCAAAUUUUGUGCAAGCAAUGCUCGAUAAAUUACAGUUUCGUGAUCCCAUUGCUCGUGGAAUAGCAACUGCUUCCAGUGCUCAUGGAUUGGGAACAGCAGCCUUAUCCGCCAAGGAACCUGAGGCACUUCCAUUUUGCGCCAUUGCUUAUGCUCUUACUGAGCAAUGCUUGCGAAAUCUCACCACUCUUCGUAAAUUGGAAAUCCGAUAUCUGACCAAGCUUGAAGUGUUCAAUGAGUACUUUGCUGGCCUCAGUUCGUUGGAGGAGUUGUCUUUUGAAAAACUUGUGAAACAUUGUGAGGAGCAAACAGGAGGGAACUGGUACAAGAAUUGGAUAGGACACAUUCCAGACGUUGAUAUGCACACUGGUAGCUAUGACUCUAGUUUUAUAAGAAAGAGUGACGAGUUUUGA
This is a messenger RNA of Dovyalis caffra, 1740 nucleotides long. Lineage: Eukaryota; Viridiplantae; Streptophyta; Magnoliopsida; Malpighiales; Salicaceae. The record is from the annotation of a GenBank genome assembly.